AUGGGUUCAAUUUCCAUCUCCGAAGCCGACUUUACGGCUACACUUGAGAAAUAUGCCGCCGAAGCACAGAAGCGCCUGCGCGCCGAUGGGAUUGCACAAUACGCCGACAUCGCGCUCAGCGACAAAUUCAAGCACUUUGCCGAAGACCCCUGGGUGCGCGGCGAGGUGAACCAGAGCAAGAACCCCUAUCUCUCGCAACCUGCUCCAGUCCCCAACGGCGGUCAUACAAAGGUGGUCAUUACGGGUGCAGGCUUCGGGGCGCUGCUCUACGCCGUCCGACUCAUCCAAACGGCCGGGUUCAAGGCUGAGGACUUCGUCUUCGUGGACUCCGCCUGGGGAUUUGGCGGAACAUGGUACUGGAACCGAUACCCGGGUCUAAUGUGCGAUGUGGAGAGCUCCUGCUAUCUGCCCUUGCUGGACGAGACUGGAUUCAUCCCGUCGCAUCGGUACUCCUACGGUCCGGAGCUGAGACAGUAUGCCGAGCUGGUCGCCGAACACUUUCAGUUCCAGCGUCGUCCGCUCUUCGGUUGUACGAUUCACGAAACUGUCUGGAACGAUGCCAGCUCCGAAUGGAUGACCAAGGUCGUUCGGAAACACCCAGUCACGAAAACUGAGGAGACAUACGUGAUACGCUCGGAAUUCGUCAUCCUCGCGUCCGGCAUCCUGAAUCGGCCCAAACUACCGCGCCUCGCUGGUUUGGACACUUACACAGGACACAUCUUCCACACCUCCCGCUGGGACUACGAUUACACUGGUGGAUCACCGACGGACCCAACGCUGGAUCUGCUCCGCGGGAAAAAAGUCGCGUUUAUCGGCACCGGAGCCACGGGCAUCCAGGUUGUGCCAGAGCUGGCAAAAUGGGCUGGCCAACUGUACGUGUUUCAACGCACCCCCUCAGCGGUGGACACGCGUGGCCAGAAGACAAUUGACCCGGAGGAGUGGCGAAGGGAUGUGACCCAGAAUCGCAAGGCAUGGCAGCAGGAGCGCCGAGAGAACAUGGCUGCGUUUCUUUCUCGCAUUCCCAACCUACCGAUGAAGAACCUAGUCAAUGACGGAUGGACGCAUUUUCCUUCUUAUUCCGCAUUAAUCGGUGGACCGGCGGCAGCUAACGUGACCGAUUCAAAUGUCACCGAGUAUGUCAAGCUGCUGCACGGUCUGGAUAUGCCGCGUCAAGAAGGGAUUCGGCAGCGAGUUGAUGCCAUCGUCAAGGAUUCUACCACGGCAGAAGGCCUGAAGCCGUGGUAUCCGGGCUGGUGCAAGCGGCCAUGCUUCCAUGAUGAUUAUCUCGAUGCCUUCAACCAGCCCAACGUACAGCUCGUCGAUACAGCCGGCAGGGGAAUCGACGGAUUUUCGUCAAGGGGCAUCUGCUUCGACGGGCAGGAAUAUAACGUCGACGUGGUAAUCUUCGGCACUGGAUUCGAAUCCUUCACCGCAGGAGGGCCAUCAUAUCGAGCCCGAAUCGAUGUCCGAGGCCGAGGCGGGGAAUCUCUAGACGACAAAUGGAAGAAGGGCGCAGGGACUCUCCACGGUGUGCUCACCCACGGUUUCCCCAAUCUCAUCCUCACAGGCUUUGCACAGGCGGGCACGACGGUCAACGUCGUGCACAUCAUGGAUCUUCUGGGCUCGCAUGUAGCAAAGAUUAUUGCGGCCGCGCAGAAGAAGGUCGGUCCGACCGAUAAGCUGGUGAUCGAGCCUACUUUCGAAGCCGAGGAGGCCUGGGCAUUGACUGUUGCCAGUAAUGCCUAUGCAUACGCUGCUAUUCCUGGGUGCACACCCAGUUAUGCCACCCUUGAGGGGGCCCGUAUGCAGGCUAAGACACCGGAGGACCAGUUCAAAAUGGCAAGAUCUCUUUCUUGGGGAAGGGGAAUACUCGAUUUCACGGAGGUAUUGGAGACUUGGCACCAAAAAAAUGGGUUGUCUGAUUUGCACAUUUCUAGUUCUGGAGUGGUCCUGUAG
Aspergillus luchuensis is the source of this 1956-nucleotide messenger RNA. Its product is annotated as flavin-containing monooxygenase. The coding region runs from base 1 to 1956 and encodes 651 amino acids. The record is from RefSeq and is a predicted model, not a curated record. The transcript has a single exon. Lineage: Eukaryota; Fungi; Ascomycota; Eurotiomycetes; Eurotiales; Aspergillaceae.